Messenger RNA from Enterobius vermicularis (human pinworm), 2472 nucleotides. The record is from the annotation of a GenBank genome assembly. Lineage: Eukaryota; Metazoa; Nematoda; Chromadorea; Rhabditida; Oxyuridae.
AUGACCAAUAAAAAAGAUCGUACCAGAAAAGUACAUCCAUCAGCUCCAAUCUAUUCUGAAUCAUCAUCGCCAUAUCCCUCAACAUCAUUUUCACAAUUUCCGCCGUCACAGUUCGUUGGUUCCAGUGUCCAGAAGCAAUAUCCUAGCAGCGAUACAUAUACGACAACAAACUGUGCUCCACCGUUACCAGAACGUGAACAAAUUGUUAUUGGUCGUCAUGCAGCCAGAUUUAAUAUUAAAAAAAAUCAUCUGCAGUCGACCAGAUGUAAAUCGCCAACCACCCAUAAACGGUUCAUAAAUCCGAUUGUAUCGGGUAAACGAAACUGUACAGAUAUUUCCUGUUGUUUUUUAUUUGUCAUAUUCAUUGUUGGCUGGGCAUUUGUCGCAUAUUUAGGUAAGCGUUUCAAGAACAAUUUUUCGAUAGAAAUAAGAAAUGCCUUUGAAAACAGAGAUGUUUUUGCAGGUUUUCAAUGGGGAAAACCGGAACGUUUACUGCAUCCAACCGAUUCGGCUGGCCGUAUGUGCGGUGUCGAAAAAAAGGGUUUCUAUGAUUUACGGUCAAAACCAUAUUUAUUUUAUUUUGAUAUUACUCGUUGUGCUUCCUAUUCAACUGUACUUGGCGGUUGUCAAACACCACAGAUUUGUAUUGAACGAUGCCCAUCUGUAACAUACAGUUAUCUACAGCUCCAAACAAAAACUGGUCAAGAAUUUAAAAAAUUAUUGUCAACAAAUGUGGUCUGUGAUGAAAGUGUUAAUAAAUCAAAUAUUAACAAUUUUAGUACCUUGAAAAAAUUUGUGGACAAUAGUACGUGCGCAAAAUAUAUAGUUGCUUCUGCUGAAGUUUUGGGUCGCUGUUUGCCAGGUUUUCUCAGCGAUACAUUUGAGAAAGUGGCAGAAAUUAGUAGAAGUUUCAAUGAAACUGGAACUGUUGGAUUGUUCGAUAAAGUUAAAAGCCUAAAAAAUAAUAUCAUUUGGUCCAAUGAACAUGUGGUAGCUACAUUGGCUCGACAGAGUAGUUUUAUUGAAAAGAUAGCUGCAGAUAUCAGUGUUACAUGGUGGCAUAUAAUGAUCAUGCUUCUUAUAACAGCUGUUAUAUCAUUUCUUUGGACAAUUAUUAUGCGCCUAUUUGGACCACUACUUAUUUGGGCUACAAUUUUCUUUGUUGUAACCUCUUUAACUGCAGGGUCCGGUUAUUGUUGGUGGCGAUUUAAAAAUUUAAAAGACGAAGGAGCAAUCAACGACUACAGUUUUUAUCCAAAUUUUGACGUAUAUUUUGAAAUGCCCACAACGUGGAUGAUCGUUGCUAUAAUCUUAACAAUAUUUGCUGCUAUUAUAAUAUUAGUGUUGUUAUGUAUCAGAAACAGAAUUACCUUAGCGAUUGCAUUGAUUCAAGAAUCAUCAAAGGCUGUUGGUGCAAUUGUAUCAUCGUUGUUCCUACCGGUAUUACUUUUCAUCAUUCAUAUCGCCAUAUUUUCUGCUUGGGCUGUAGUCUCAGUUUGGAUUGCAUCAUCUGGAAGCGAAAACUGUAGAAUACCGGACAGUAAAGGCAACUUAAAUAAUGGUACCGAAUGUGAUUGCUCAACUAUUGGCAUUAAUAACAGUACAACAAAAAUUUUGAACAGUAAAGAAUCAAUGUGUCAGUAUGUCAACCUGACACGAAACGAGAACCAGAUUCUUGUUAUGCAAUUGUAUAAUUUGAUUGGCUUUUUUUGGAGUAGUUGGUUUGCUUCUGCGAUAUGCGAUAUAACGUUGGCCGGUGCUUUCGCCAGUUACUAUUGGGCUUUCAACAAGAGCAAAGAUGUCCCGCCGUUUCCAAUACUAUUAGCUUUUCGGAGAGCUAUCCGAUAUCAUUUGGGAACAGUAGCAUUUGGAUCAUUGAUAAUAACAACUGUUAAAAUAUUUCGAAUAAUGUUGGAUUUUAUUGACCGAAAGUUGAACUCUAUGGAAAAUAAAGUGGCCAAAGCUAUACUGAAGUGUUUCAAAUGUUUAUUUUGGUGUGUAGAAGUGUUCCUGAAAUUCCUCACAAAGAAUGCUUACAUUAUGACAGCAAUUUAUGGUACAAACUUUUUCACCGCAGCCAAAGAUUCAUUUUCACUGAUAUGGAAUAAUGCAGUCCGAUAUGCAGUGUUGGUCAAAAUUACAGAUUUCCUGCUAUUUCUCGGCAAAAUAACAAUUACAAUUGGGAUGGGAGUGGUAGCUUUUCAUUGGUUCGCUGGACGUUGGGUUAUCCAAGGCCUACCUCAUAUAGAUCUUUAUUACUAUUUUGUACCAAUUUUACUGGUCGUUAUUGGUGCCUACAUAAUUGCCGAUCUCUUCUUUGAAGUCUACGAAAUGGCUGUCCGUACAACGUUUCUUUGCUUCCUAGAAGACGCCCAAAAUAAUGACGGUACUCCAGACAAACCUUACUAUAUGUCUAAAGAGUUGCGGAAAAUUAUGGGCAAAGAAAAUCAAUUUAAAUGUAUCACAAGAUAG